UCAUUCUUUUUUCGAAGCGGUUGUUUUCAUAGUUAUCGUGUUUAACUUUAUGGUAAUAACAACUCAACGCGAGCAGUCUGCUACAAACUAAUACACAAAAUCGUUUUACCAAUUAAAUCUGAGAUUUAUUCAGAGUUUUAUUAACUCAUAUUUUAGCAGCAAAUCAGGAAACUCAAAUAAAGAUCUCGAGAACAAACUUCAAACGAAAUUGCGUCUCUGCUCAACUGACUUUGAACAAUAGUCUCAGCGCCUAACUAAUUCAAAUCUCACAACUCAAAUAUGGCCGCUCAACAUCCCAAACCUUCCAUAGUUGCGUUCAAACACUUCAAUGUGGAGUCGGACGCGCAGACACUGCGAGAUGCGAUGAAGGGCAUGGGUACUGACGAGGACACGAUCAUUGAGAUCAUGUGUGCGAGGAACUACGAGCAGAUCAGUGCGAUCAAGAAGAGUUUCCAGCAGAUGUUCGGACGGGUGCUGGCGGAUGACCUCAAGAGCGAAUUAGGCGGCAAGUUUGAGAAGGUGAUUCUGAAACUGCUCAUGUCGCCGAUGGAGCAAAUGGCAACUACGCUCAGAAACGCUGUUAAGGGUGCUGGCACUGACGAAACUGCAAUCAUCGAGAUUAUGUGCACCAGCACCAACGAAGAAUUAGCCGAAAUCAAAGCAGCCUACAAAACACUGUUCAAACAUGACUUGAUGAAAGAUCUAGUGGAUGACACCUCCGGGGACUUCAAGAGACUCUUGGUGAGCAUGUCCGCAGGAGACAGAGACCAAGGCGGACAGGAUUUGAGUGAGGCUGAGGCCAUGAGCUACGCACAGAAACUGUUCGAUGCUGGCGAGGGUAAAGUGGGCACUGAUGAGGAGGCUUUUAACAUGGUGAUGGCCAGGAGGGGUUUCCACCAACUGAGACAGAUCUUCCACGCCUAUGACAGGAAUCUCAGUCCCGAGAAUGGCAUCGUUAAGGCCAUCAAGUCUGAGUUCUCCGGAUCUAUCAAGGAGGCAUACGUAGCAACGGCUGUGACUGCCCUGGAAGGUCGGGAGGCCUAUUUAGCUGACCAGCUCUACCAAAGCAUGAAGGGUUUGGGCACAAAUGACAACCAGCUGAUUCGCUUGAUUACCUCCCGGUCCGAGAUGGACCUCAAGGGAAUCGCAGUCCAGUUCCUGAAGCGACACGAAAAGACACUGGAGGAGUUUGUGGUGGAUGACACAAGUGGAGACUACGGCAAAUGUCUGCUGGCUCUCGUCAAGGGCAAUGCCCAAUAGAUGGAUACAGAAAAAUUAAGGCAAGGAAAACCAGAAAGGAGGCUGAUUAAAUCCUAAUGUAUCAAACUAUAACUUAAUUUUACAAAUCAGCUGAUAAAAAAUUGUACAAAUUUCUACUCUUUGAUACGGUGUCGAGGAUAAAUUGAUAAGAAUACAAAAAACUA
Molecule: messenger RNA, 1424 nt
Organism: Symsagittifera roscoffensis
Lineage: Eukaryota; Metazoa; Xenacoelomorpha; Acoela; Convolutidae
Product: annexin-B12-like
Exons: 9
Coding region: 280-1260 (326 amino acids)
Cellular component (GO): cytoplasm; nucleus
Molecular function (GO): calcium ion binding; calcium-dependent phospholipid binding
Source: RefSeq, a predicted model, not a curated record